Messenger RNA from Puntigrus tetrazona (Sumatra barb), 3478 nucleotides. RefSeq names its product karyopherin alpha 4 (importin alpha 3) (gene kpna4). Gene Ontology annotation, cellular component: nucleoplasm; cytoplasm; nucleus. Gene Ontology annotation, molecular function: protein binding; nuclear import signal receptor activity. Gene Ontology annotation, biological process: NLS-bearing protein import into nucleus. The transcript has 17 exons. Bases 117 to 1694 code for a protein of 525 amino acids. The record is from RefSeq and is a predicted model, not a curated record. NCBI's taxonomy places the organism in Eukaryota, Metazoa, Chordata, Actinopteri, Cypriniformes, Cyprinidae.
AUACACCGCGCCUCAUUAGCAUAAAACAUUCCGCUAUCUACAAGAGCCGAGCGAACACAUUCAGCUCCGGAGAACUACAAACACAUCUUAAAUACAUAUAAUAUCAGCACAGAGACAUGAGCGCAAACAUGAGCGACAGCGAGAAACUGGACAAGCAGCGGCUGAAGAACUUCAAGAAUAAAGGGCGCGAUCUGGAGACUAUGAGGAGACAGCGGACGGAAGUGGUGGUGGAGCUCAGAAAGAAUAAGAGAGACGAGCACCUGCUGAAGCGGAGGAACGUGCCUCACGAGGACAUCUGUGACGACUCCGAUGCAGAUGGAGACUUCAGAACCCAAAACACUUCUCUUGAAGCAAUAGUGCAGAAUGCGACCAGCGAUAACCAGGGCAUUCAGCUGAGCGCCGUUCAGGCCGCCAGGAAGCUGCUGUCGAGUGACCGCAACCCUCCCAUAGACGACCUGAUCAAGUCUGGUAUUCUGCCCAUCCUGGUGCACUGCCUGGACAGAGACGACAACCCUUCUCUGCAGUUUGAGGCGGCCUGGGCUUUGACCAACAUCGCAUCGGGCACAUCUGAGCAGACCCAGGCCGUGGUGCAGUCCAAUGCGGUUCCUCUGUUCUUGCGGCUGCUGCAUUCUCCCCACCAGAACGUGUGUGAGCAGGCGGUUUGGGCUUUAGGGAACAUCAUCGGUGAUGGUCCUCAGUGCAGAGAUUACGUCAUCAGUCUGGGGGUGGUUAAGCCGCUUCUGUCCUUCAUCAGCCCCUCCAUACCCAUCACCUUCCUCCGCAACGUUACCUGGGUCAUGGUCAACCUGUGCCGCCACAAGGACCCGCCCCCGCCCAUGGAGACCAUCCAGGAGAUUCUCCCUGCGCUGUGCGUGCUCAUUCACCACACUGACGUCAAUAUCCUGGUGGACACGGUUUGGGCUCUGUCCUAUCUCACUGACGCUGGCAACGAGCAGAUCCAGAUGGUCAUUGAUUCGGGGAUCGUACCUUACCUCGUCCCCUUACUCAGCCACCAGGAGGUCAAAGUUCAGACGGCGGCCCUGCGAGCGGUGGGGAAUAUUGUGACGGGCACAGAUGAACAGACUCAGGUGGUGCUCAACUGUGACGCUCUGGGGCACUUCCCAGCUCUCCUCACACACCCCAAAGAGAAGAUCAACAAGGAGGCCGUGUGGUUCCUGUCCAACAUCACAGCAGGGAACCAGCAGCAGGUUCAGGCCGUCAUCGAUGCCAACCUAGUGCCCAUGAUUAUUCUGUUGCUGGAUAAGGGAGAUUUCGGCACUCAGAAGGAAGCGGCGUGGGCCAUCAGCAACCUGACCAUCAGCGGCAGAAAGGAUCAGGUGGCGUACCUGAUCCAGCAGCAGGUGAUUCCUCCCUUCUGUAACCUGCUGACCGUCAAAGACGCCCAGGUGGUGCAGGUGGUUCUGGAUGGGCUCAGUAAUAUUCUCAAGAUGGCCGAUGACGAAGCGGAGACCAUCGCCAACCUGAUCGAGGAGUGUGGAGGCUUGGAGAAAAUCGAGCAGCUCCAGAACCAUGAGAAUGAGGACAUCUACAAACUGGCUUAUGAAAUAAUCGAUCAGUUCUUCUCAUCUGAUGAUAUCGAUGAGGACUCCAACCUGGUUCCAGAAGCCAUCCAAGGAGGAACGUACAGCUUCAAUUCUUCUACCAACGUGCCAGCAGAAGGCUUCCAGUUCUAGACGCGACGGGGAAAUCUGGAGUUUUGUUUGUGAUGCAGCACUCUGUUCAACAUUAAAAAAUAAUUAGAGAGCGAGCGAGAGAGAGCGCGAGAGAGUGUGAGAAAUAUUAGAUCCGUUGUGCUUGGCUGAUGGGAUCCAGCUGCAUCUAACCCAAGAGAAAUUGAGUGGAGUUCCUUCUGAAGGAAGCGUCCCGGCGGCGUUUGAGACGGCUUUGAGUGGAUGCGAGCGAGUGAGAGUGAGUGGCUGACUACUACGUUUCAAAACACGACCAUCUAAACCGAACGCGUGUCUUUUCAACAAAAUCAAACCGAACCAAUGGGAAUAACGAAGACGUCUCAAGACGUGAAUCAUCUGAGGUAAGAACGCUCUAGGAGAACCUCACCACCAACGCCAACAUCAAAGAGACUCAAACACACUUCUGAGGUGGCCUGAGGCGCGUGUGUGUGUAUGAGAGAGAGAGAGAGAGAGAGUGUGUGUGUGUGAGUGGCCCCUGAGCUGAGGGGCCGUCUUCAUCUGACGUGCUGGAGAUCGAACCCAGCAGGCCAGAGCCCUCUCCUUCACGCCGCAGUCUAGCGGCACGUCUUUGUGCUGCGUGUGCGCAACUGAAUGGACGUGUGUGUGUGUGUGUGUGUGUGUGUGUGUGUCUGACUGGAGAAACGCAAGACUGAAUGUAACGAACGCAGUGAGUCGACAUCGUGUGGAAGGUGACCAAUUCAACGGGAAAUUGUGGAAUAGCCCGGAAGAGGAGGCUAAAAUGAGUAAUAAUUCAAAUAAAUCACCUUCAGUGGAAUGACUGGACAUCAGUGAUCUAAAGAAGACAAUGUUGUGACUUUAAUUUUCCCUUUUCUUUUUAACUAUUAUUUAGUGUUGAUGACACUGGACUGAGUUUGGGUGUUGCGUCGAGGAUGUCGUUGGGCACGUGCGUUUUGUCCCAGUGCGUUUCUUUUUUUUCUUUUUUGUUUUUUGUCUUCCCAUUUCAGCUUUUAUUUUCAGUGCUGGUGUAAAUACAUGUAAUACACAUUGUGCACUGUUGUACCUUUGCACAGACCCGGGCUGUUGUACAUUAAGCGCUCUGCUUUCACGUUGAGUUCCCCCUCUUCUGUUCUCGGCUCCGUCUGCGGCCCGAAGGCUUCGAUCAUGUGGGGAGCUGUUUUAUGUGUGAGAGGUUUCAGACAUAUCCUUUGCAUGUGCUAAACUGCGGCAUAGUUCUUUUUAGUGGGUUUUAGUUUUGUAAGUGUAAGCGUUUUUUUUUUCUGUUUUUUUUUCUUUUAUUUUUAAAAGUACCUACUGUAAUGUUUGACUUUAUUUUUAUUUUAUUUUAUUUUUUCCCCCUCCCUGCCCAUUUAUGCCCCUGACCGACCAGCGGUCCUCCACCAUUCUGCACAUCGCAGCGCUGGAGGUGUGUGAACAUUUUAGCAAGACGGACAAAACUCAAACUCCUACUUGUAGUGCAAAUAGAGUCCAUCUUUAUUUGUAGAUAUUCCUGUUGGGUGUGGAGGACUGUGCUGUGCCUUCGUCCUAAAGCACGUACAGGUAACGGUAUGAAAGCGCUGUUUAGGUUUACCAUCCUUUUUUUGUUUCUUAAUUUCAGUUGACUGUAGAGCUGUCUCCGUUUCGCAUAACCUCUUGAUGGCUACAUUGUUUUAUUUCCAGCCCACCCUCCCCAACAGCAUUCCUUGUUUGCAAAUAUGUAGUUUCAAAAGAAGAAAAAAAUAGAUGGUAUACCUAUCCUGUUGGACAUAGACUACAGGCUCUGUACCUAUUCAAAUAAAUAUUCAAAUGUG